Messenger RNA from Onychostoma macrolepis, 1355 nucleotides. RefSeq names its product gastrula zinc finger protein XlCGF7.1-like. NCBI's taxonomy places the organism in Eukaryota, Metazoa, Chordata, Actinopteri, Cypriniformes, Cyprinidae. Gene Ontology annotation, molecular function: DNA-binding transcription factor activity, RNA polymerase II-specific; RNA polymerase II cis-regulatory region sequence-specific DNA binding. Gene Ontology annotation, cellular component: nucleus. The coding region runs from base 208 to 684 and encodes 158 amino acids. The transcript is spliced from 2 exons. The record is from RefSeq and is a predicted model, not a curated record. Gene Ontology annotation, biological process: regulation of transcription by RNA polymerase II.
AGUUCAGCUAUUUCACUUAAUUGUAAAAUACACUUUACACCGUUUGUUUGAGCAGUAUUUUUACAGAAUCGUAACUGAAUUAUUUUCAUCAGGUUUGGUGCUAUGUGUGUGUCUGCAAACACUUAUAUUUAAAGAGUUUUAUUAUUUAAAUUGAUUGUCAGCGUCAAUUGACAAUUGUCUGUUUCUCUUCGCAUAGAAAACGACCUAAUGAAGGAGAAACAACAGCAUGUCAAAACUGGAGAAAAAACUCGCUCAGAGACUGAAAGAGUUUCUUUACUGAAAAGAAGAGACAGGAAAAGUUUCACCUGCACUCAGUGUGGAAAGAGUUUGUCAAGCAAGAAGAGUCUCAAUGUUCACAUGAGGAUCCACACUGGAGAGAAACCGUUCACAUGUGAUCAGUGCGGGAUGAGUUUCACACAAUCAUCAAACCUUCAGAGACACAUGAGCAUCCACACUGGAGAGAAACUACAUGAAUGUGAUCAAUGUGGAAAAACAUUUUUGAGGGCUUCAAACCUGAAGGAUCACCUGAAAGUUCAUUCAGAGGAGAAACCACAUUCAUGUUCUUUCUGUAGAAAGAGUUUUUCACAGCUGCAGAAUUUAAAAAGACAUCAGAAGAUACACACUGGUGUGAAAAAUUAUAUGUGCUUUGAGUGUGAGAAGACUUUUAUUACAGCAAAGAAUUAAAACAGCACCAGAUGAUCCACACUGGAGAGAAACCUUAUCACUGCAUGCGGGAAGAGUUUCAGUCAUUCAUCUAAUCUACGGAGUCAUAAAAUAAACAAUCACAAUAAGUAGUUUAUCUUCAGGUCCACUGCUUUCAAUGUUACACCACAUCUCUUCCAUAUUAAUCUGUCAUAAGAAACAUCAUCUAAAUGAGUCACAGUGAAUAAAGUUCAUCUUCAAGACCAGCAGAUAUCUGUGAGAUUCAGAUCAACUCGAAGAGAGAGUUCCUCCCCUAAGAACAAUAUCUAAAGUUUUAUUCUUAUACAAUUUUGGUCUAUAAUAAAUUAUAUUAUUAUGCUUUAUUACAAGUUUAAUUUUAUAUUCAAAAUGUUCUUCUAAUGCAUAUUUGUAAAAGGUUUUACAGGUUCACAAUGUUCUUGUUCAUUAAGCUGAAAAAGAGGCUGAUCUAUUUUUAAUUUCAUCUUCACUGUUGUUUUUAAAACAUAGUAAUUCUUCCUCUUAUGGUGUGUUUUACAAAAUGCAGGUGUAAGAUAUUCUGUCAUGUAGGUUUGCAUCUGAUCCAUCUUCACUUUUAUUCACUUGAGAUGCUUUAUAUCUUGUUAGUCAAUAACUAACUGAGACUGAUUUACUUUAUAUUUGCUUCAAGUAUUAAACUUUUAUUGUCCACUUUU